Molecule: messenger RNA, 285 nt
Organism: Clunio marinus
Lineage: Eukaryota; Metazoa; Arthropoda; Insecta; Diptera; Chironomidae
Source: the annotation of a GenBank genome assembly
AUGGAUCAACAGCAAGAAGUUUCCGGGAGAAAAAUUGUUACGUCCAUGCCGUUUAACGUAAAUGGUACUUUGCAUAACAGACACUUUUCAAACGUUUUACUUCUUACUUUUACCUUGAUGUUGCAGCAUUCUUUCAGAUUCUUAAACUUUCUUGGUUUUAAUUACUUAUCACAAAAAUUUAGACUAGACAAAGACAGCAAAGCUUUAAUAGUAAUCAUUCAUGAUGAAAAGGGAUUUCAAAUGCAAAAUUCAGCACUAUCAUCAUUACUUAUAGACGAUGGUUGA